Messenger RNA from Stegodyphus dumicola, 507 nucleotides. RefSeq lists its product as uncharacterized. The record is from RefSeq and is a predicted model, not a curated record. Lineage: Eukaryota; Metazoa; Arthropoda; Arachnida; Araneae; Eresidae.
AUGCGUCUGAAUAAGCGAGAAUUACCCCCUAUUGCUCGUGACACUUCUUCAGCACAAUAUUCAUCUUUUGCACUGAAAAAUGGAGACAAAACACUCACAAUAUAUAGGUGCAAGAGCAAAAAGAAUGUCGUGAUUCUGAGCACGAUGCACAGUAACAUGUUUGUUGACGACAGCAUAAAGAAAAACCCGAACACUGUUACUUACUACAACAGUACAAAAUGUGGCAUUGAUGUCGCAGAUCAGAUGCUGAGGAAAUAUAGUACAAGUAGUGGAAGUCGCAGGUGGCCUGUACAUGUUUUUUACAACGUCCUUGACAUUGCUGCACUCAAUGCUUGGAUUAUAUUCAAAGAAUCCUUGGGCACCUCUAUUUCCCGUCGAGAAUUUAUUCUCGAAGCUAGAACUACAGAACAGUUGCCCCAAAACAUAAACACAAAAAAUUGUGCAAAAAGUUUCAAAGGACAAACAAAGACUGUUGUCAGCUGUGGUGCCAGAAACCAAUUGUGGUAA